GGCUGCCUCCCUGUAUGCUGCAGCGUGAACGUGAUUGCCACGGUCGGCCGCUCUGAGAAGCUUCCUUGAGAGGGGGUUGUACUUGGCAGAGUGCAAUUUCAUGUGCUGCCUUGGGGGGCAGAAACGUCAGCGAGAGGGGCACCGUGUAGGCUGCGAAGUGCACACCCUCUCCUUCCCUGGUCGCAUACUGGAGUAACUAGCGACGGACGACAGCAGUCAGGGGAGUGGAACGGGUGUUAUGUUCGUUUGGGACGUUCCUCCUCUCGCAGCCUGACAAUGCCAGGGACUAUACACGAUUUCUCGGUGAGCUACGAUGCAGCGAACGAGGCCAACACUUUCACCUGCGGGGACCUCGUGAAAGGACGCGUGGCUCUGCAGCUAGGAAAGGAAGCCAAGAUAGAGUAUCUUUUCGUUAAAGUCACUGGAGACGCAGACGUCCGCUGGACCGAACGGCACGGCGAUGACAACCGAACGUAUUCCGCGCACGAGAGAUAUUUCAAGUUGAAGCAGAUGUUAAUAUCAGAAGAGGCUGAGAACACAACGGUGGUUCCAGGGACGCAUGUGUAUCCAUUUUCCCUCAAAAUUCCAGAAGGGCAUUUCCCAUCAGCCUUUGAGGGUCACCAUGGCAACAUUAGGUAUAAGCUGGAGGCAAAGAUGAAGCGACCUUGGAAGAUGACAAAGAGAGCCUCGGCCAGGUUAAACUUCGCCACCAAGCUGGAUGGAGACGCGGCUCAGCUGAUGUCACCCCAGUUUGGAGAGAGAGAUAAGAAGAUGAACAUAUUUACAUCCGGCAGCCUGUCUUUUAAAGCGCACAUCGAGAAGACCGGAUUCGUGCCAGGUGAAAUGCUGGUCAUUCAGGCGGAGAUCGAAAACUCCUCAUCCCGUAAUCUCAAGCCCAAGUACAAGCUCGACAAGAAAGUCACUUACUCAGCACACUCGUCAACCAAAAUAGAGCGAAGCACCAUCUUCAAAGAGGAGGGCGCUCCGAUCCCAUCCAAAGACCACCAAACCGUGACCCAGGAGCUGAGAAUCCCUACCUCCAUUCCCCCCAGCAUCCUCUUCUGCAAGAUCCUGAGAGUCGAAUACAAACUGAAGGUCUACAUCGAUGUUCCCUAUGGCUCUGACCCCGAGAUCAAGUUCCCCGUGAUUGUCCUAGCACACAGGUGUGGCCCAAGGGUGUCUGGAGGAGCCCUUGGCCCUAUCAAUAACCCCCAGUGGGGAAACCACCAUCCAGGCCAUUUGCGCCCACCUCUAAACCCGGCGGGGUACCCCGUCCCCCCUGCCCCGGCAGUGCACCCUCCUCCUGGCACACUCCCAGCACUGCAUCCGCCCCGUUUCCACAUGCCGGCAGCGUAUCCACAUCCCAUCGCUCCUCAAAUACCCCAACUAGUGCCCCCACAACUGAAUGCGGCCCACCAGCAGCCACCCCCACAGUACGACCAGGUGACGGAUGGUCAAGUGCCGCCAACCGCCCCUCCACUGUACCCUUCGCUACCCACGUCCGACUUCCUCUCCGCUCCAAGCGCUCCGCCAUACGCCAUGGGAGCUGGUGCGGAUUUUCUGUCCAACGCGCAGCAGUACCCACCAGCACCUGCCAUGCCCUCGUUCUUGUCCUCCCCUGGCUACGACCCUCCUAGCUACGACAUGGUGUUCCCCAACGCCUCUGCGCCGCUGAACCCUCAGAACCCUCCGAACCCUCAGACCUUCCCAGAUCCUGCUAAAAUGACUAACCCUUCAUCGUAGCUAUAGCUAAGCUAAGCUAAGCUAAGCCAUGGCCUGUUUUCCAAGUGCCUGAAGUCACACACAAGAGAAGAGAGAGAGAUAGUCACAGUAGUCAGUGUGAAAGCAUCAAUAAUGUGGUCGGUGUCCCAUUUUUCGUCAGUCUAAUGUAUAUGAAACACUUUUUUCCAAAGAAACUCUUAACUCUGUGUGUGCUACCGCAAUCAAACUUCAUCUCACUGGAGUUACAGAGCAUGUGCAGUGUGAAAAGUCCGGGAAAAAAUAGUGGUGAACUGGGCUAUAUUAAAGUAAUACUAUGAAGACAGACACUGGCUUUGAUUGUAUAUUAAAGUUCCAGUGGCCUUUUUUUAUAAUUAAUUUCCAUUUGGUAGUACUGUUACAGUAGACUGAAUUCAUGCACAAUAGGUACCACCCAAGUACCUUUUGGACAACAUGUCUUCCAUCGUCCACUGGAUACUGAUGGACGCGCCUCAUAUCAACAAACCUCAAGCUGCAUGCCCUAUGACGUAGACUUCAUUUAAAUGUGUACGUGUAUAUCCUGUGUCCUAUGUCCGUAAUAUAUAUCCGCACUUUUUGUGUGCACUUUAUGCAAAACCAAGUGGUGCAAUCAUGGCUGCUAACAGCUGCCCUAUAUCAUUUUUUUUAUAAAGUAACUAUUUUGCAGUAAUACAUUUUGAGGGAUAUAGCUGCGCUCCUGAAGAACACAGUGAACUGAUAAAGGGUUAAAACAGGUCACAUUGUCUCGCUCCUUUAAAUUGCAGGAACAUUCUUUUAAGAUAUUUCUAGUUUUGUAGCAAACCAUUAAUAAAAAAAAUGUAUAGGAAUAACACAUGUACCUGCCACUAGUGUAACCUAAGCAAGCAGUUUCAUAAAUGCAGUAGACCACAAACUUAACUUGCCAUUUAUUAUGCUGUUUCUUAGGUGAGAUUUUAUUUGCUAAAGAAAAAUAAAGGCGAAUUAAAUCGUGAA
Messenger RNA from Engraulis encrasicolus (European anchovy), 2709 nucleotides. Its product is annotated as arrestin domain-containing protein 3-like. The transcript has 6 exons. Gene Ontology annotation, cellular component: cytoplasm; plasma membrane. NCBI's taxonomy places the organism in Eukaryota, Metazoa, Chordata, Actinopteri, Clupeiformes, Engraulidae. Gene Ontology annotation, biological process: protein transport. Bases 277 to 1743 code for a protein of 488 amino acids. The record is from RefSeq and is a predicted model, not a curated record.